This is a messenger RNA of Penicillium nucicola, 558 nucleotides long. RefSeq lists its product as uncharacterized. Lineage: Eukaryota; Fungi; Ascomycota; Eurotiomycetes; Eurotiales; Aspergillaceae. The transcript has 2 exons. Bases 1 to 558 code for a protein of 185 amino acids. The record is from RefSeq and is a predicted model, not a curated record.
AUGUCGCAGAUUAUUUCAAGGCCAUCAUGGCUCGGUGUUGCUGUCCUAGCACUGCUAGCAGUAUCAACUGUCAAUGCUGCCCCAAUCCGUGAAAAUCAGGAAAUGGAGACAGAGCAGCCGACUAAAGUUGAAUCUCGAUCUCCUCGACUGAUCCCCGACACCGAAGGGUACGUCCACGACCUCCUGCAAGGGAUAGGCAUAGAAGAUCCAGAGGCAACACCAACCGGCACACCAACCACUGCAAGCAUGAAAACCGAGAAAGGCCAACCGGAGAAUGAAACUGCUACACCAACUACUCACAUCACUUACUCCAGCUCCGUGAGCUACACACCUACUUACGGCAGCAACGGGGCAGGCUUCACACACACUGUCAAGCACGAGGAGAGCAACAACAAGCCCAUUGAGAAUAUUCAGAUCAUGCCUGGAUGGGGUGACAACAAGAAAAUUACUUCUGAAGAUCUGCCAGGUCUCUUUGAUGCUAUGUACAAGGAGGUAAAGCACCGGUUCAGCGAUAUGGUCGAUAGCUCUGAUGAGAUUGGAUUGGAUGGAUUUAUGUGA